This is a messenger RNA of Pistacia vera, 2466 nucleotides long. RefSeq lists its product as uncharacterized. The record is from RefSeq and is a predicted model, not a curated record. The transcript is spliced from 8 exons. Lineage: Eukaryota; Viridiplantae; Streptophyta; Magnoliopsida; Sapindales; Anacardiaceae.
AUGGCAUUACCACUGGGCACGAUAACAACAUGGAAUGAUCUGGCACAAAAUUUUUUGACCAAGUUCUUUCCUCCAGCGAAGUCAGCGAAGUUGAGAAAUGAUAUCACAUCAUUUCUACAAGAUGAUACUGAGUCGUUGUACGAGGCCUGGGAGAGAUACAAGGAAUUGAUGAGGAAGUGCCCACAUCAUGAUGCAAUACAGCAAAUGCCGAGCUAUGCGAAGUUCCUGAAGGAGAUACUUUCGAACAAGAGGAAAUUAGAAGAUGAGGAAACGUUUCCGUCGGAAGCGGAUUCAUGUUUUAGUGUGGAUGUGGUGGAUGAACUUGUUGUGGAGUCCAUGGAAGAAAACAUCCCAGAAUUACCUCUAGAAGCGUGUAUAGCCAAAUCGAAAACGGUAGAGAGGGCAAAGGAAAAUAAUAAAGAAGCUCCAAGGCUUGAACUGAAACCCUUACCACCUCACCUCAAAUAUGUCUAUCUUGGAGACUCAGAAACUUUUCCGGUGAUAAUUAGUGCAGAAUUGAAUGCCUUAGAGGAAGAGAGGUUGAUUAGAGUGUUGAGGGAACAUAGACUAGCAAUUGGAUGGACCAUUACGGACAUUAGAGGUAUCUCACCCUCAUUUUGCAUGCAUAAGAUUCUCAUGGAGGAUGACUUUAAGCCGAGGGUACAACCACAACGGAGAUUGAAUCCUUCAAUGAAGGAAGUGAAAGGAGGGAUCACUGUUGUGAAGAAUGAGAGUAAUGAGUUGAUUCCAACAAGAACGGUAACGGGUUGGAGAGUGUGCAUUGAUUACCGUAAACUGAACGAGGCGACAAGGAAGGAUCAUUUUCCAUUGCCCUUCAUCGAUCAGAUGUUGGAGAGGUUGGCAGGACAUGCAUAUUAUUGUUUCCUGGAUGGCUAUUCAGGAUAUAACCAAAUUGCCAUCGCUCCGGAGGAUCAAGAGAAAACGACCUUCACUUGCCCCUACGGCACCUUUGCUUACCGAAGAAUGCCGUUUGGGUUAUGCAAUGCACCAGCAACAUUCCAAAGAUGCAUGAUGUCAAUCUUUGGAGACAUGGUGGAAAAAUUCAUAGAAGUGUUCAUGGAUGACUUCUCAGUUUUCGGAUCAUCAUUUGAUAACUGUCUAACAAAUUUGUCUCUUGUUUUGCAGAGAUGUAAGGAAACAAAUUUGGUGCUGAAUUAGGAGGAAUGUCACUUCAUGGUCCAAGAGGGAAUAGUGCUCGGGCAUAGGAUUUCCAAGGAUGGGAUUGAAGUUGAUUUGGCAAAGACAGAAGUGAUUGAGAAGCUACCACCACCAUCAAAUGUCAAAGCAGUCGGAAGUUUCUUGGGGCAUGCGGGGUUUUACAGACGCUUCAUCAAGGAUUUUUCAAAGAUCUCUAAACCCCUUUGCAAUUUAUUAAAUAAAGAUGUUGUUUUUGAUUUUAAUGAUGAUUGCAUGCAUGCUUUCCUAACUCCGAAAAAAUUACUAGUAUCUGCACCUAUUAUUGCAGUUCCCGAUUGGGGACUGCCCUUUGAACUAAUGUGUGAUGCUAGUGACUUUUCUUUAGGGGUAGUUUUAGGUCAGAUAAUAAAUAAAGUGUUGCAUGUAAUUCAGUAUGCUAGCAAGACACUUGUUGAUGCACAACUGAAUUACACCACCACUGAAAAAGAAUUAUUGGCUGUUGUGUUUGCUUUUGACAAAUUUCGUUCUUAUUUAUUAGGUGCGAAGGUGAUCGUUUACACAGACCAUUCAGCACUCAGACACCUACUGGCGAAGCAAGAAGCAAAACCUCGGUUGAUAAGAUGGAUUCUACUACUUCAAGAGUUUGAGUUAGAGAUUUGAGACAAGAAAGGAUCGGAAAAUGUGGUAGCUGAUCAUUUGUCGAGAAUUGAGAGACCAAUUGAGGGAAAUGAGUUGGAAAUGCCAAUUUCAGAAACAUUUCCGGAUGAGAAGCUGAUGAUAGUGGAAGAAGCACUAUGGUAUGCGGACUUUGCAAAUUAUCUUUCAUCAAGGGUGUUCCCAAGUGUUCCCGAUUGGGGACUGCCCUUUGAACUGAUGUGUGAUGCUAGUGACUUUGGUUUAGGGGUAGUAUUAGGUCAGAGAAAAAAUAAAGUGUUACAUGUGCGAAGGGAGCUCCAAAGGCAUCAAGUUACCAACAUCUCCACUGCCCUUACUAAAGCCAACACCCUUAUUGAGUUCCACAAGGGCAAAUCAUCCAAGCCAAAGAAAGAUGGCAAGCCCGAUCACGACAAAGGUGGGGGAGGAAAGGGAGACAAACCUUCCCACCGAGAAAAGAGAGACAAACCGCCUCACAAGAAGGAAUGGCGGAAGGAUGGCAAGAAGGAAUACAAGCAUCGGGAGAAUUGUUAUCUGUGUGAUGGGGACUAUUGGAUCCGAGACUGCCCCAAGCGCAAGGCCUUCAACGCCAUGUUCGAAGAGAAGCAACCUGAGACAUCCUCAUCCGAAACCGCCAACAUGGGGUGCCUCUAA